GCACUGCCAAGUAUCAUGUUCCACCUCGCAUCGCAAAGUAUAUCAAUAGCGAAACCCACAAGUCCUUUAUCAAAUGCCUUGUCCUCUUUUGCACGUGGCCGACGCUGGACAAGGAAUUCUAAUCCAUUUGCCUAUGUUCGGGGGUAUGCUGACACCACGAUUAAAUUCUCGCGCGUCAAACCACACAUGAAUAUUGGAACAAUUGGUCAUGUCGACCACGGCAAGACGACUUUGACCGCUGCGAUAACCAAAGUCUUGUCGAGCCAUGGCGCGGCUGAGUUCACCGACUAUGCUCAAAUUGAUAAAGCUCCUGAGGAGAAAGCUCGUGGUAUCACAAUUAACUCUGCACAUGUCGAGUACGAGACAGACCAACGGCAUUAUGGCCAUAUCGAUUGUCCUGGUCAUGCCGACUAUAUAAAAAAUAUGAUCACUGGUGCGGCACAAAUGGACGGCGCAAUCAUUGUUGUUUCUGCUACGGACGGUCAGAUGCCACAGACUCGCGAACAUCUUCUCUUGGCUCGCCAGGUGGGUAUCAAAAAACUAGUAGUUUUUAUUAACAAGGUGGAUAUGAUCGAAGACCCCGAAAUGCUGGAACUGGUCGAUAUGGAGAUGCGGGAUUUGCUGUCUACCUACAACUUUGACGGCGAAAAUACUCCAAUUAUUAUGGGAUCGGCCCUUGCUGCCUUGGAAGAACGAAAUGACGAAGUAGGUGCACGAAAGGUUGAGCGUUUGAUACAGGCCUGUGAUGAAUGGCUCGAUGUUCCCGCCCGUGACCUCGAGAAACCCUUUCUUAUGCCCAUUGAAGAUGUCUUCUCUAUAUCUGGGCGUGGGACAGUAACCACUGGGCGCGUGGAGCGGGGUGUCGCCAAUAAAGGCGAUGAAGUGGAAAUUGUUGGCUUGGGCAGCACAUUCAAGACCACAUUAACAGGCAUCGAGAUGUUCCACAAAGAGCUUGAUAGAGGCGAAGCUGGUGACAAUAUGGGUUGUUUGCUUCGUGGUGUAAAGCGUGAACAAGUCCGCCGUGGACAAGUGAUUAUUGCACCAGGUUCAAUGAGAGCUGUCAAACAGUUCCAAGCUCAGAUUUAUGUCUUGACGAAGGACGAAGGCGGAAGAUAUACCCCAUUUAUGAGCAAUUAUCGCCCACAACUCUUUUUACGAACCGCAGAUAUAACUGCGUCGCUCACCUUUCCCAACGGCACCGACGAUGCCUCUGAAAGAAUGGUUAUGCCAGGCGAUAAUGUUGAGAUGGUAUGUACCUUGGUUCACGAUGUUGCUGCCGAAGCGGGUUCUAGAUUCACACUUCGCGAAGGCGGUAAAACCAUUGGUACAGGCAUCGUAACAAAAGUUUUGCAGUACGCCUGAUCCAGGACGAGAAAUGGGAAAUGUGGCCUCUAUUGAACCACCAGUGGCUCAGGCGCAACGCAGCUGUUUACACUUGAUAUCCUUUGAUGGCAAGCCUAACUAGGGCUGGAAUUCACUUGCUCUCCCUUCUCUCCUCCUGUCGUGUUUCUCAUAUAAUUCCUAGUCUUGAGAGGUGGUAUAUUAGCAUUAUACUACGGUGUAGCUACAUCUGAGUGAAAUAUUUCCUAAAAAGAAUAAUGGAGAAAA
Molecule: messenger RNA, 1608 nt
Organism: Serpula lacrymans var. lacrymans S7.9
Lineage: Eukaryota; Fungi; Basidiomycota; Agaricomycetes; Boletales; Serpulaceae
Exons: 14
Coding region: 187-1362 (391 amino acids)
Biological process (GO): mitochondrial translational elongation
Cellular component (GO): mitochondrion
Molecular function (GO): GTP binding; translation elongation factor activity; GTPase activity
Source: RefSeq, a predicted model, not a curated record